AUGGCUGCCUCGAGCGCAGAUGAGACAGCGGCAGCGACGAAGCAUGAGGCCGAGGACGAUGGGGGCGAUCUGCCGCAGCUCAAGCCUGCGGUGACACGCGAGCAACGGCAUCACGAUGCGAAAGGUGAGCCUCCCGAGGCCGACGACUUUGGAUUGCCUGUGCGAAAGCCUCGGAGAAGAACGUACGAUCUGGACGAGUUGGCUAGUCCGGAGCUGGCCAGAGGUGAAGUGCAGGUAGAGAGUAAUGAGACCAAGGGAGCAGAGGAGGGACCAGGAGGUGAAGCAAAGUCGCGACCUGAAGCCGAUGCCACAUCUGAGGCGGACGAGAAGGCCGAAGAGCUGUCCAGACCACCGGAAAGUUCAGCAAGUACUGCAGCGGACGCCGAACCUGAACCUGGGCAUGAGGCUGUAGAGGCAUCGAGUGCGAAAUCAGCGGAUCGCGAAGAGAGCGUAGAGCAGCCGCGAGCAAGCAGAGAAGGCCGCAAGAGUGUAAGCAGUCCAAUCUCACCAAGUCAUGGCAAGCAGAAGUCACUGGGCACAACUUCAGAGUUCUCCCACCAGCAGCUCACGAACAAUGCUGACGAGGAGGAAGAGGAGACCGAGCUGAAGUGGCAAGAAAUGCCUGCUCUGGCUGAGCAUCGCAUCUACGAUGACUGGGGCAAGGUGCUAGCCAAGAGUUACGACGAGGUUGAGAGUAAUGCUUACGCCUAUGGUGAUCUUGGCGGCGCAGGCAAAGGCUAUACUCGUGUACAAAUUGACGAAGAUGCUCAGUCUGCCACUAGCAUGGACGAGAGUACGGCGUACUUGUUUAAGGAGCAGUAUGCCCGGAAUGCCUUGGACGAAGAGGACGAUGAAGGCAGAGAUAUUGCGUCGCAGAUGAACACGACCAAAGAGCUCCUGACUGAAGGUCAGCGGAUAGCAUACGUUGGUGUUGUCAGACUCGCGAUCAACAGGAUGGCGCACGAUCUUGAAGCUUUGGAGAAGACGAAGAAUACUAGGAAAGUCAUUGAGCUGUCCUCCGAAGCACUUAGAAUGUGGGGUCAGAAGAUGAUGGUGCGGCUGUAUACGCAUAUGGAGAUCGACCAGGCCGAGCAAGUCAUGGUGGAGCAGCUCGCAGAUCAUGGUGUACUGCCUUCUGAUCUGACGCCAGCAUUGAUGCAAAACGCGAGAGUCAAGAAUCCCAAGGUCGCAUCUGAAACAUCUUCGAUCGCAUCGGCUCGACCUUCUUUACCUUCGCCACGGCCUUCUAGCACACUUUCGAAAAGUGCCUCGAACGUGGCGUUGUCUGUACCUGGCACACCUGGUAUACCGGAGUCUGAUGCGCCACCAGCUUAUGAGGAGAAGACUGCAGAUGACUUACGCUUGCAAGACGCAUCAGAACUGCAAGGCAAAAGCAUCGACCUCGACUUGCGAUGGACUGUGCUCUGCGACUUAUUCCUGCUCCUCAUCGCGGACAGUAACUAUGACUCGCGCUCACGAACAUUACUCGAAAGAGUCGGCGAAGCGUUGUCGAUGGAGUGGCAAGAGAUCUGCCGUUUCGAGAAGCGUGUCACUGAUGCGCUGGAGAUGCAGGAGCAGGCUGAGAAGGAGAACUGGAACGAGGAAGAACACAUGAAGGAGCGGGAGAAGCGGGCGCGGAAGAAGCGAAUGAUGGUCAUGGGUCUGUGUACUGUUGGAGGAGGCCUCAUUAUUGGUCUUAGUGCUGGUGCUCUGGCGCCUGUUAUUGGUGCUGGCCUUGCGGCUGGAUUCACAGGUAUUGGUGUAGCAGGGACAGGCACCUUUCUUGGUGGUACUGGAGCUGCAGCACUUAUUGGUACGACUGGUACACUCAUUGGUGGACGCAUCGGUUUGAAGGGCGCAAGUCGGCGCACAGGCGCUGUCAAGACUUUCGAGUACAAACCUCUGUUCAACAACAAAAGAGUCAACCUGAUCGUCACUGUGGCGGGGUGGAUGACUGGCAAAGUAGACGAUGUGCGACUGCCUUUCAGCACUGUCGAUCCUGUGAUGGGCGAUAUCUACUCGGUCAACUGGGAGCCAGAGAUGCUGCAAAGUACUGGUGAGACCAUACAGAUCUUGGGCACCGAAGCUCUUACACAGACAAUACAGCAGAUCCUUGGCGCUACGUUUCUAGCGACUCUCAUGGCUGGCUUGUCACUGCCAAUCGUGCUCACGAAGCUCGCAUAUCUGAUCGACAAUCCUUGGACAGUCUCACUAGCCCGCGCAGACUCGACAGGAUUGAUCCUAGCAGACUCGCUCAUUGACCGUAACCUGGGAUCACGACCUAUCACACUCGUAGGCUUCUCCCUCGGCUCGCGUGUCAUCUUCUCCUGCCUACGCGAACUCGCACGUCGCGGAGCCCUAGGUCUGAUCCAAAACGUCUACAUGUUCGGCUCGCCAGUGGUAGUUAAAAAAGAUGAAUGGAUUCGAGCUCGAACAGUCGUCUCAGGCCGCUUCGUGAACGCCUACGCCCGCAACGAUUGGAUUCUAGCCUACCUCUUCCGUGCCACCAGCGGCGGCGUAAUGCGUGUAGCCGGUCUCAACACAGUCGAAGAUGUAGGAGUCGAGAACAUCGACGUCACGGUCACGGUACCGGGUCACAUGGCAUACAGAGGCAUGAUGCCCACUCUCCUUCACGAAGUAGGCUGGGAAGUCGAAAGCGAAGAGUUCACCGAGAUCGAGGACCCCGACCCGGAAAAUCACGAUAAGCGGCAGCGGGAACUCUUGAAUGAAAUCGAAGAAGCGAGGCAGAAACUUGAGGAACAGCCGGAAAAGAAAGGUUUCCGGGCCUUCUUCUCCCGCAAAAAGGCCUCGGAGCGCAAAGCCUGGGAGACAUACGACGAGCGCUCGACCAAAGUCCUGCAAGGCGAUCAAGCGGAAAGCGAGAAGUUGGCAGCGGAACAGGCGAACGUGAUGUUCGACGUCGAUGCUAUUCGCCGGGAGGCUCUGCAGCUGGCGCUCGAGGGCCACGAUGUCAAUGAGAUCAAAAGCCAUAUGCAGAUCAAGGAGAUCGCGUCGACGCUUCCGGCGCUGAGGAUUGAGAGUCCGACGCCGAGUGCCAAAGCUAGUAAUCCUGUUGAUGGGGCCGAAGCGUUGAAGAGGACAAGGACACCUGAUGGACAAACUAACGGCACGACUUUGACGAACGGGCACACGAACACGAAUGUGAAUGGAGAUGAUGAUGAUGAGAAGCAUGAUGAUAAAGGGGAGGAGAUCACGAUGUCCUUUGACCCUCCGGAGAAAACAACCGCGCCGGUGCCUACCCCACGCACACAGCCUCCUGCAUGGCUAGACGAGCAUAGUGGAACAGCUUCCACCGCUACAUCUUCCAGUCACGACCUCUCGAAGACGGCGGUAGAACGGCCGACCUUGCAGAGCAGGAAUACCACGCCCGCACCCUCGACCUCGACCUCCAUCUCCACACCUUCGCACGAGCAGAAACCAGCGAAUGGCGCACCACCAGCUCCCGCAGCGGGGAGCGGUACUAGUAGGAAUCCCUGGGCGGACGAGGAAGACGAUCUGGGUGUGAGACGCAAAAGCGAGGUGGAGAUGUCUUUCGAGUGA
Messenger RNA from Recurvomyces mirabilis, 3561 nucleotides. RefSeq lists its product as uncharacterized. NCBI's taxonomy places the organism in Eukaryota, Fungi, Ascomycota, Dothideomycetes, Mycosphaerellales, Teratosphaeriaceae. The record is from RefSeq and is a predicted model, not a curated record. The transcript has a single exon. Bases 1 to 3561 code for a protein of 1186 amino acids.